UUCAAUGUGCAGUGUGACAAGAGCUUUAAUAGCUUCUAGGUUCAGCUGAGCGUUUUGACUGUUUUGACAACGAACGUCGUGGGACGAUUUCUCGUAAUUUUAUUUUUGCUUAUAACAUCAAGAUUUCGACCGAAUAAACCGCCGGGAACAUGGAUUUACUGGGGUCCAUCCUAAAAUCCAUGGAGAAGCCGCCGUCGGUGAACGAGAAGCAAAAGGCCCUCAUAAAAAAACAACAAGAGGAAUUUCAGAAGUGUCAGAAGGCCGAGGCGGAGAAGCUCAAGAUCUUUCGGCAAAAGGUCGAAGAGAAAAUCAACAAAUUUCUGCAAAAUGAUAAUGUGAAAGAAUUCAAAUUUCCUGCCAUGGACCAGAUACACAGGAGUAUCAUUCACGACGUGGCAGAAGUAGCAAAUAUCCUGGCAUACUCUUUUGGUGAGGAAGGCGUUGAUCGGUACAUCAUGAUCUUCAAGAGGGAGCAUCCACCUUCCGAAGAUCAAUUGAACACACUGCGCAGAGGUGACGAAUGGAAUGAGGAAGUUGCAAAAAAAAUGAAGGAAGAGAGAGAGAGGAAAGCCAAGGAGGAAGCAGAAUAUGCACAAUCUAGGAAACGAAAAGAGAAUUUUGUGCCCAACAGUUUCUACAAAGAUAAAUAUCAACACCUGAUUGGCAAGGAGGCAGCCUUGGAAGCAGCUAGGAAAACAGAGGCCAAUAGUAGUUAUGGAUGUGUUCCUAGUGAAAAUAAGAAGGAUCAAAGAAGUAUAGAACAAACUCUAGCCGAUAUACGUGCCAAGAAAAGGAAGUUGGAGGAAAUGAAUAACGAGACUAGCAAUUGCAGCGACAACAGUACAAAAUAGUGCUAUUAUAUAAAUAAUCAUAGGCAUACAUAAAUUAUAUAUACAUAUACAUAUAUAUAUAUAUACAUAUAUAUAUACAUAUAUAUAUAUACAUAUAUAUAUAUACAUAUAUAUAUAUAUAUAUAUAUAUAUAUAUAUAUCCAAUUAAACAUGUAAAUAAUUCAACAUAUUAGUUAUGUUACAAGUUAUUACAAAUUACUGCAUUAUACACACCAUUAGGGAAGCCACGCCUAAUUUGUAAUUUGUCAAAUUUCUCUUAUUCGCGAAGUAUUCUAUGAGGUACUAUAAGUUCUAUGAUGGCAGAUUAUGAUUAAUGUCUAUCUGCAUUAGAAGUGCAACAACUCACUUCUAUAUCGUCUCGUUAUUGAUACAUGUAUUUAUUACUGAAGAGAAUCGGGUCUCCUAUUUACAAUAUAAUACAUCAUCUCGUGUGUGCAUGUACACAUGCAUACAUGACACAUAA
Molecule: messenger RNA, 1314 nt
Organism: Solenopsis invicta (red fire ant)
Lineage: Eukaryota; Metazoa; Arthropoda; Insecta; Hymenoptera; Formicidae
Product: sperm-associated antigen 7 homolog
Exons: 5
Coding region: 150-851 (233 amino acids)
Molecular function (GO): nucleic acid binding
Source: RefSeq, a predicted model, not a curated record